Messenger RNA from Darwinula stevensoni, 3148 nucleotides. The record is from the annotation of a GenBank genome assembly. Lineage: Eukaryota; Metazoa; Arthropoda; Ostracoda; Podocopida; Darwinulidae.
AUGAAUAUGCCAAAGUUCCUCAGUGGAGCUCUCAAGUAUAUGGACUUCAAGCAGGUAUUCUUUGAAAUAGAACAUAGCCUGCUCAGCAGUGUCUCCUGCACAGCCUGCAAGGCAGGAGUUGGCCUUCUCCAACACUAUAUCAAGACAGGGAAGACUAACUUGGAAAUAGCUCAUGCAGCCAUUAAGUUGUGCCUUAGUCUGAAGAUUGAAACAAAACGCGUCUGCGUGGGAAUCAUCAGCCUCUUUGCUGAUGAGGUCAUAUACAUAAUGGAGCGAUUGAUUUUGGAGCCAGAAGAGGUGUGUGGUAUUAUUGUUGGAGAUGGGUGUGAGGUUCCAUACAUUCCAUGGCAUGACUGGAAUAUCACAUUUCCUCCCAUACCAAAGCCACCUGCUGACCCUCUUACAACAACAAUGAGCAGCCCUCCUGUGCUGAAGGUUUUGCAUCUGUCAGACAACCACUUUGAUCCACAUUAUGCUCCUGGAGCAAAUGCUGAUUGUGGAGAGCCCCUUUGCUGCCGAAUCACUGAUGGACCUCCAGAGAACCCUAAGGCUGCAGCUGGACCUUGGGGUGACUAUCGCAAAUGUGACACGCCACUCCAAACUAUGGAGAACAUGUAUCAGCACAUUGCAUACACUCAUCCGGAUAUAGAUUAUAUUUACUGGACAGGGGAUAUUCCACCUCAUGAUGUUUGGAAUCAGACUCAUGAAGAACAACUUCAUGUCAUUCAGCUAACUGUGAAGCAGCUUUUGGACUUUUUCCCACACACUCCCAUUUUACCUGCUUUGGGCAAUCAUGAAAGCGCACCUGUCAACAGCUUUCCCCCUCCAAAUGUGAAGAAUCACUUCUCAAUUCAGUGGUUGUAUGAUGAACUUGAUCGACAAUGGAGGAGAUGGUUGCCUGAUUCUGCCUCACAGACAGUUCGAUAUGGUGCCUAUUAUGCUGUUCCACUCAGAAAGGGACUCAAAGUCAUAUCUCUCAACAUGAACUACUGUCACAAUAAGAACUGGUGGCUGCUCCUGAAUACGACUGACCCAGCCCAAGAGCUCCAGUGGCUUGUCUAUGAAUUGCAGGCUGCAGAACUGAAUGGAGAAAAAGUUCAUAUUCUUGGCCAUAUUCCACCUGGCCAUUCAGAUUGCUUGAAGACUUGGUCCCAGAAUUAUUACCGCAUCAUCAACAGAUAUGAGAACACUGUUGUGGCUCAGUUCUUUGGCCACACUCAUUUUGAUGAGUUUCAGUUGUUCUAUGAUGAAGCACAGCCAACUAGAGCUGUGAGUGUGGCGUAUAUUGGCCCUAGUGUCACUCCAUAUUACAACUUGAAUCCUGGCUAUCGAGUAUACACCAUCGAGGGUGACUACAAAGGCUCUUCCUAUGCUGUGAUGGAUCAUGAGAACUGGUACCUGGACCUGAAGGAAGCCAACCAUUACAACCAUCCACGGUGGAGGCUCCUCUACUCAGCUAAAUCAUCUUAUGGAAUGCGCUCUCUCUCCCCCCAAGAAUGGGAUUAUCUUGUUCAUAAACUUAGCUUCAAUGACAACCUCUUCCAGCAGUACUACAAGUACUACUGGAAGGCUUCACCACUCCGCCCUAAGUGUGAUGAAGAGUGCAAAAAGCGACUUCUCUGUGACCUUGUCUCAGGUCGGUCAAAUGAUCGCAAGAACACCUGUGUCAAGAUUGAGCAACGAAUGAGUGAACAGGAAAGCUCUUGGCGGUCAUGGCUUGUAAAUGGACUCACCAUUACCGGAGCAUUCCUGCUCUUCCUUCCACUUGGGUUCCAGAUUCCCAGUGUAUUUGGAUGAGGAGAGCCGUUGACAUGAUUGCUGCUGUUCUGUUGGAUUUGCUUUGUUGUUGCAUUGCAGAGAGUCUUUCUCACUCUGCUAAGGUUCCAUUCCAAAGUUGUUGUCUUGUAGUGUCCAGCUGGGCUGACACCAAUCUUAUAUGGUUGCUUCAGGAUUUUCUACCUUAAGUGAUGAAUGGGUUUGUAUUCAUAUUCUGGCCAUGAUAAUCAAACCAUUCUCAACCCAUUGACGAUAUGUGAUGAAAUCCCAGGCAGUGAUAUAACUUAUUCAUGUGCUUAUAUGGCAAGAGCACAAUUGUCUUCCCAAUUAGUUUUUGGUGGUGCUGUCUCCCCCAGCAUUUUCCUUAUCCCCAUUUGUCUUGAUACCUGGACCAGAAGCAUUUCAUAUUUCUCAAGCACUUCACUCUUUUUUGCCUUUGGUUUUUUUUCAUGGGUGUUUUCUCAAAAGGGCUCAAGGACUACAUGACUUAGGGUAGAAGUUGAGAGUUUGUGUAGCUUUUUCAGCAGGAACAGCUCCCAUAGUACAAAAGACAAAAGAGUCAGAUAGUUCUACUUCUUGUGCUUUUAUCUGCAUAUGUCUUUUACAGGAUGAGAAGGAUGACAGAAACUCGGAAUGUGACGAAGUGAGAAGUUGAAUCUUUGAUCAUUGCUCUGUAAUGAUCAUGUUGUCUGUUGUGUAUGUUGAGAGGAUAGUGUUGAGUGUUGCAGAGCUUGCUUCCAUAACUUGCAUUAUGGAGUGAAGGAUUUCCUAUUCUCUUUGUUUUACCAUAUUUUGUCAUUGAUGACUGCAGCAAACUCAUUUCUCUGCAGGUUGUUAUGAACUUAUGAUGAAUAAGUUAUUGGAGAAUGGAAUUACUUGUGGUUGAUGCUGUUGCAUCUUUGUUAUGAUCAGUGUUGGGGAAGUCACUUUCAAAUUGUUAUUUGUCACUAGCAAAUGUUACUUCUCAAGGAAAGUAAUUGGAAAUAUUACAGUUACUUUUACACCCUUUGAGAAUUGUUUGGGAGCAUUAUUGCCUUACAAGCUAUUGCUGUUUGCCAUCAUGAAGGCCUGUGGAGUUUGCAAGAUUUUAAAAGAAGAGAGGGAUACUUGAUUUCCCAUCAUGGCUAAGUGCAAUAUACACUUUUGAUUUCAAGUAAUUUGCUAGUAUAAAAAAAAAAUUAAUAAGAACGCUGCAAGUACUGUUUUUAUGUCUAUAACUUGUACAGGGUUUCUUUAUGUAUUGAAAAAAGUUGCACUUUACUCAGUUACUUUCCAACACUGGUUAUGAUGUUGUUAUGUUAUGGGUGUGAUGUUUAGACAAGCUGAGACUUCCUGCAGGCCUUGCUUUCAAGUAAAGUCUUUAUAAAUAUCA